Messenger RNA from Asterias rubens (European starfish), 1704 nucleotides. Its product is annotated as 2'-5'-oligoadenylate synthase 1A-like. The record is from RefSeq and is a predicted model, not a curated record. NCBI's taxonomy places the organism in Eukaryota, Metazoa, Echinodermata, Asteroidea, Forcipulatida, Asteriidae. Gene Ontology annotation, biological process: regulation of ribonuclease activity. Gene Ontology annotation, cellular component: membrane; nucleoplasm; cytosol. Bases 1 to 1224 code for a protein of 407 amino acids. The transcript has 6 exons. Gene Ontology annotation, molecular function: 2'-5'-oligoadenylate synthetase activity; double-stranded RNA binding.
AUGUUUAUACAUGUGUUAUUUUUCAAUUUCUACCGCAUAGUACCGGUAGAGAGAAAGCCGUCUGCCUGUGGAGAUGGAUUAGACUUGGAGAAGGAAGUGAGAGAAAAACCGUGGUGUUUAUCUCCGGAUGAACUAGAGAAUUGGUACAAUGAUUCCAGCGAGAACAUGCAACACAGAACGGAGCAAUUCGCAACUGAAUGCUCAUCAUUAAUCGAAUCUGUGCGCAUAAGUAUUUGCAACUCCACCCGUCAUAUGGACACUCUUGACUUCACUGAUAGAGUCGUUAAGGGUGGAUCGUUCGGAAAAGAAACUAUGGUAGAAAAUCUAUCUGACGUGGAUCUGGUUGUGUUUGUCAACAGACCAGAACUACAACUCAUCACAGAGACUGAGAACUUAGAAAAGUACAAGAGUGCUCUGCCCAAAAUCAUUUCUCAUCUGAAGUAUAAUGUGUCAAAUGAGCCGACCAUGCAAGACGGCUUACGAUUCACCAAACACUCGGUGAAUUUCAAGUUAAAAGCCAGAGAACGAUUGGUUGAAUUCAAUCUUCUUCCCACAACGGAGGAGAACGUUCGACAUUUUCGGCACAAGGCAGGAGAGCUGCAGGCGUUUGUCGGCCCCAGGAAAAUCUCGUAUUACCUAAACGGCCAGUCGCUAAAUAUUCAGUGCUUGAUUCUGGUUUAUUUCUUUCUAGCGAACCGUAACAUGUUCGAGUCUAUGCUAGACGUUGGCACCGAUGACGUCGGGCGUGAAACACGAGAGUUUUAUUAUGCAUCUUUUGUUGAGCACCAAGUGCGGUUUGUUAAGGAACAACCCAGCCACGUGAAGGAGUUGAUACGUCUGGUGAAGUAUUGGGCGUCUAGAUUCCUUCCUAAGUAUCUCCAGAAGUCAUACCCUCUGGAGUUGAUCACCAUCUACCGGUGGGAGAAGGCAGGGAAGCCCGGACGACGACUGAACAAAGCUCGGGGUUUGAGGAGCGUCUUGGAGGUUCUGACCAAGCUGGACAGGCUGCGUGUUUAUUGGAACUUCAUGGACGGUGUCGAUGAUAAUCUCAACGAAACUAUUAUCAAGAGACUCAACAUGGAAAGGCCAAUCAUUUUGGACCCGGCAAAUCCGACGAACAACGUUGGCGACUUGUACCAGAAGAACGACAACAAGGAGGUGAUAAAGGCAGCUGCCGAAAAGACCCUCCAGACCGACCUGCUCAGUGACGUCAGUGCGUGGUAAAACGUGUAGGGCGCCCUCAGUAGAAGCAAGGAGUGACAUGUUCAAGCAGUUAUUCGUCGCACAGUAACCAACUUUAAUCCUAUAUUAAAUAACCUAGUUUAAUGUAAGCAAUACAAAUUAACAUUUCAUUUCGUGAUUGCGUAUAUUGAGAUAAUAUUGCCGAAAAUCUGGAUCGAAUUAUGUCUGCACAGGAAGCACAUUCCCUACAGGAAUACACAAUCUGAGAAGCGUUACCACGGUAACGCCUUUUAUAAUCAAAUUAAUUUGGUGGGAUAUAAAGUGAUUUCGUACCUCGAAAUGAAAUGUUUCUCAAAAUGCAAUUUACUAUCCAAAGCUGCUGUACUUUCUUACCAUGUAAAUUGUUUUGCCCUUAACGUAUACAGACCGCCAUUAUUGGUUAUUUUCUAAGACCAGUCUUCUCACUUGGUGUAUCUCAACAUAUACAUAAAAUAACAAACCUGUGAAAAUUUGAGCUCAAUC